This is a messenger RNA of Moneuplotes crassus, 1482 nucleotides long. NCBI's taxonomy places the organism in Eukaryota, Ciliophora, Spirotrichea, Euplotida, Euplotidae. The record is from the annotation of a GenBank genome assembly.
UUUAAGAUUACUCAUAAUGCUUGAAAUUGGUGUUGUUUUAUCAACACUUUUGUUUAAAAUCGUAUUGAGCAAAGAAAUUUUGAGGAGUGUGGCUUCUCCUGAUUACAUCAAAGUAGUAGAAGUUCAAGAUCAAGGCUAUGAGCAAUAUGAGCUUGAUGAUAGCAUGAAACUCGAUCCUAAUGACUUCGAUGUUGUUAUGUUUGAGACACACACCAAGAGAAUUCUCCAGGCUUCCAACACCACCUCCACUGCUGCUGGUAAUGGGACUGUCAAUAUCGAGCCUUUCAAAAUGUACACAGUGACUGUGACUUCAAGAGCCUCGAACAGCGCUCUCAGAAACAACGGAGAAGACAAGUUCUACGUCCGGAUCCAGAACGAGUGCACUUACUCCAACCAGACGACUUGCACGGAAGUGGGCGGAGCGGCCAACACAGUGCCGACUCCAUACGAAGGACUGAUGACUUAUAAUGGAGACUCUACUUACUCGUACAAUUACAUACUCAGCGUAACAGGCAAGAUAUCCGUGACGGUUUUUCUCAGGAACACUGGCAGGGUCAUGAUCGAGUGGCAUAGGAAUGAAUAUCUAUCAAAUUUUUAUUCAAAUGCAGAAUCUACCCAAAUUAAUUUUUACUGGAGUAGUGGUGGAUAUCCUUGUUGAGGAAGAUAUGAUUACAUCAGUGCUAAGUUUAGAUCAUAUCUGCGCCCAAACAUCUCAGGAACUUACACAAUUUAUACCAACUCAGAUAGAGGAGCUAGACUUUAUGUUGAAGGAACAGCAAAGAUCAAUUAUUGGAACUCUAAUACAAAUGGACUGAGAGGUUUCUCAAUGGCUUUAACUAAGGAUACUAACUACUACAUAGAAGCUCACUACCAAGAAACUACUAGCUCAACUUAUUAUUAUUUAGAAUGGAUAGUUCCAGGAACAUCAAGGAUUGUUGUACCUCCAGCUAACUUUGUUUGGCCCGAGUUUGUUACAACUGCUCCCUUCACAAUCGAUAUUGUCUGUCCAACCGGAUAUACCCACACAAACACAGACCACCCUAACGAAUGCUACCCCGUGUGUGGAGACAGCAUGAGGGUCGGAGCCGAAGUCUGCGAUGAUGGAAACACUCUCUCGAAUGAUGGAUGCGCAGAAGAUUGCCUCUCGGUAGAGACCAACUGCACCUGAACUGGCGGUAGCACCUCACAAGCCGACUACUGCUCGUGCCUGACCAGCUUCGUGAACGAAACAGUGGUCGAAGAAUAUUCCACUGCUUCCAAAGUGAUGGUCUUCGCAGUCUUCGGAGUGUUCACCUCUGUGUCAGUAGCCGCCAUCGUAGUUGCCGUUAUUGUGGAGUUGAGACAGCCAAUCCAGUACUCACAGAUCCAGCAGAGAAGCAUUCGAGUCACACAGAAAGUCAAGGUGGAUGCUCAGAAGAAGAUCGAAGCAGACAGAAGGAAGAGAAGCACCAGAUACGAAGCUUAAGUAAUUACUGUAAAGUU